CGCUCUGUCCCUGUCCCGGUGACGUCACUCCAAAGAUGGCGCUGUCCUGCAAGAGUGGUGCUGCCAUGAAGAAAUAUCUACUGCUCUUGGCGCAGGAGAACUGCGAAUUCCGACUCCCGGAAAUAAAGUCUCUAUUAUGCCUUAUUGGAGGACAUCUGUAUAAUCUACACGAUAUAAAUGAAAAGUCACCUUUCUGUAUACUUCAUAUUCCUUCGGAAGAUAUGGCGAGAAAGCUUAUGAAGAGGACAGUUUGUGCGAAAUCAGUUUUUGAGUUGUGGGGUCAUGGGAAGUCCUUGGAAGAGUUACAGCAAUCUCUCCUUACCUACCCUUCAGAAAAGAUGGUAUCCUAUCUGCAACCUAACUCCACGUAUAAAAUCAAUAUCCACACAUUUAAUAAAACCUUGUCACAGAAAGAAAAGCUUGCAAAGAUAGAGGCCUUGGAAUUUCUGCCAUUUAGAGGAAAAGUGAGUUUACAAAAUGCUGAGCAUAUAUUUUAUUUGAUGGAGGAUUAUGGUCCAGAGCCAAACAAUCCCCGCAAAGAGCCCCUACAGAUCUUCUUUGGCCGUUGGAUUGCAGAUGGACAGCGAGAACUGAUCAAUUCUUACAGCGUCAAGAAGAGACACUUUAUUGGGAACACGAGCAUGGAUGCUGGCUUAGCUUUUAUUAUGGCGAACCAUGCAAGAGUAAAACCCAAUGACGUGGUGUUUGAUCCGUUUGUUGGAACUGGUGGUCUUUUAUUACCGUGUGCUCAUUUUGGAGCUUAUGUAUUGGGCACUGAUAUUGAUUACAACACAGUGCAUGGUUUGGGUAAAGCCUCUCGGAUGAACCAGAAAUGGAGAGGUCCUGAUGAGAAUAUCAGAGCAAAUUUACGCCAGUAUGGAUUAGAGAAAUACUACCUGGAUAUCCUCCUCUCUGAUGCAUCAAAGCCCAUCUGGAGGAAAGGUCCAAUGUUUGAUGCCAUCAUUACAGAUCCGCCGUAUGGUAUUCGAGAGUCUACUAGGAAAACAGGCACACAGAAAGAGAUCAUGAAAACUGAGCUCUUCCCUGAAAGCCACGUCCCUGUCCAGUUGAAUUACCACUUGAGUGAUAUCUUUUCGGAUCUGUUGAACUUUGCGGCGGAAUUCCUGGUUAUAAGCGGAAGACUAGUCUAUUGGCUGCCGGUGUACAGACCAGAAUAUACUGAGGAAGCUGUACCCUGUCACCCAUGCCUGAAAGUUAUUAGCAACUGUGAACAGAUGCUGUCCAGCCACACGUCCCGCCGCCUCAUAACAAUGGAAAAGGUGAAGGAGUUUGAGGAAGAAGACCAAUUUUCUCACAUCAAGGACGGCCAGUAUACGCCAUAUAAGGGGCACAAUUCAUUUCGUGAGAAGUAUUUCAGUGGUUUGACAAAGAGAAUGGCACGAGAAGAGAGAGCAAGGAACGGGGGACCUAACACUGGAAAUUACAUUGUCACAGAAAAUCGUGAAGAGGUCUAGCAGACGGAGCUCAUGCUAACAAAAUCUAAAGGAAUGCAUCAACAAAUAAAAUCAAACCUUUUUUUUAA
Molecule: messenger RNA, 1543 nt
Organism: Spea bombifrons (plains spadefoot toad)
Lineage: Eukaryota; Metazoa; Chordata; Amphibia; Anura; Pelobatidae
Gene: TRMT11
Product: tRNA methyltransferase 11 homolog
Exons: 13
Coding region: 36-1475 (479 amino acids)
Biological process (GO): methylation
Cellular component (GO): cytoplasm
Molecular function (GO): nucleic acid binding
Source: RefSeq, a predicted model, not a curated record